This is a messenger RNA of Trypanosoma conorhini, 2439 nucleotides long. RefSeq lists its product as uncharacterized. The coding region runs from base 1 to 2439 and encodes 812 amino acids. Lineage: Eukaryota; Euglenozoa; Kinetoplastea; Trypanosomatida; Trypanosomatidae. The transcript has a single exon. The record is from RefSeq and is a predicted model, not a curated record. Gene Ontology annotation, molecular function: protein binding.
AUGUGUGGAUGUGCACCACAGAAGGAAGACGCAGCCACGAGGCAACGUUGUAAACUGAGCGAACUGUCAUCAUCGCUUUGGCGUGAUAUUUGUGCGAGUGUGCAUGAUCCACUGCAUCUGUGCUUUGGUGUCCAUCCCUUGCGGCGUGCCUGCGCCACAUGGUUCCUUUACUGUCCUCUUAUUUCCGUGCUUUUCCUUCCUCUUCUACUUAACCCCUCUUUUUUUUUUGCUCUUUUGCUUCUCUCCACGCUUGGCGAGCGUAGAAAGGAGGCGGGAGUUGCGGCGAUGGCUCUUGCCGCUUCUUCCCCUCUGCUCUACUCGCGCUACAGCGAGUGCGUGCCUCUCAUCGACCCCGUCAACCGCCCUUCGCGUGCCUCCUACGAGGAUCACCGAAACGACGGCGGCGCUAUAAAACAAUACGACGACGCCGACGACGAAAACGUAGCCUUUCUUUCUUCGGUUCAGACGCCGUCCGAGUUGUGUUUGGCCCUCGCGUGUGUCGCGCGGCGCCGUGAGGCCCUGCGGAGCAGCGAGCGGGGCCCGCUGCUCGUCUUUGUCCCGUUUCACGAGCCCCGGGACGAGGUGUUUGUCGAGGUUCCCGUUGCGGCCUUCGGCGACGCGGGGCGACGCCGGCGCGGGCUGCAGCUGCUGCCACUGAACGACUACUCCUCCCUCUGCGCCGACGCGAGGGAUGGACUUCCACCGCGGCGGGGUUUUUUUGUCACGUUCCGCACGCGUGCCGCCCAGCAGCGCUUUCGGGCCGCCAUGCAUCAGAACAUCCGCGGCUGCGCCCAGUGCGGCCCGCUCGAUGGCGGGCUCGCGGUGCCGCGCGCGAUGGGGCCUCCCACAGACGCAGCGGAGCACCGCACGAGGGAUAUGGGCUCCGUGCAGAGAGGAGGAGAGAGGGAUGGCCGUGCGGCAGCAACCACCUCGCAUAGGCUGGUUGCCCAACCGAAACCGGCGAGCGAGGCGCGUGGGGCGACAUCUUUUAUCGACAGUCUCCUGGCGGAGCGUGAUAGGCGGCGAGCGGAGUAUAUUGCAGGCAUUCAAGCCUCUCCGCCGGGGGAGACUCGCCAAGGCGGUGGUAUCGAAUUUAAUACAUGGUCGAGGCAGCAGCAGUCGCUGCAUCCAGAGCUGUGGAACGUGAUUGAUGGCGCCAUUGCACGCCAGGCAGAGGCGGAGUGGCGUGUAGGGCAUCCACGAGACGCCUCUCCGUCGUCGCACCAAAAUCCUCUCCCUCCUCCUCUUGCGGAGCGAGAGGCGCUUUUGCGCGAGCUGCGCACGGCCGUGGAGAUGUAUGACAAUAUGAGUGAUGCGCAGGGGUCUGGUGAGAUGAGUCUGAUGGGUGCGGCUCGCCAGUUUCUUCGCCAGCAUCAGAAUCAUCUUUGGCAGCUUCAACACGCUGCAGGUGCGCCGCCGUACCAGUCGGCGGUGGCAGUCUGUCAGGACGACCCCAAAACUCACCCACCGGUGCUGUCAGCGGCAGCAACGGCGCAGUCACCACUAACCGUGAACAGAUCGUCUGAGGAGGCGCUGCAGCCUCGCCACACUGACGCCCCCGAGCAGCGGGAGCCGCAAGACCCACUGCAGCAAACACUUCCAUCACCACCGCCGCUGAUGCAGCAAUCUGCUUUGGGGCCCGAGGAGGCGGAGGCAGAGGCAGAGGAAGGGCGCCGUUUGCAGGAGGAGCUGCAACGUGCCCGUGAGAUAGAGUCGCGUAUCUUGUCUUCCUCUCACGCUGCGUCUCCGAGCCUGUUGGCCUCCAAGGGUGUCUUUGGAAGGGCUCCGAAGACGUCUUGGCUCCCUUCUGCCUCGCUGGGGGUGGAUGCGGGGAAAGAAGAGGUAGCAAAAGAAGCUCAUGGCGGGGCAGAAAAAGGGGGAAGUGUCAACGCGGAGUUUGAGACCGCUGCUGUGACGUCGUCCUUGGCGCAGGUGGAGGUGCAGCCUGCGGGGGCGACCAGCAAGGCGGUGGCAGACGCACCGAAGAAGGAGGCCGAGGCAAAGUUCCGGCAGUGCGGAGCCGGGUGGAGGUCUGUGCUUGACCCUGCCAGCGGUAAAACCUACUACGUGCAUGUCGCGACAAAGAAGACUACCUGGAACGUUGAGGACACCUUCAAAGGUGAGCCGCAAGAAACUGGCGUGGGGGAAGUCGCGGCCUGUGGCGCCGAGUGGCGUGCGGUGGCCGACCCGAGCAGCGGCCGCACGUACUACGUACAUCGGAAGACCAAAGCAACAACGUGGAAGCUGGAGGAUACGCUCAGGGAGGAUGGCGGGACUUCCAGCGCGACCUUGACGUCUUCGCAGCAACCAGAGAAGAAGCAGCAAUUGACGGAGUGGGCGGAAAGAAAAGACCCCGCCACGGGCAAAGUAUACUAUUACAACAAGAAAACGAAGCAAACGACGUGGAAACGUGCGGAGACGGAUUUGGACCCCUUGUGA